GAACCCUACCCGACUCAUUUCGAUCUUUUAUCCUCCUCUUCUCUCACGAACCAAAGCUUCAGCUUCUCAGAUAUUUAUCAGAGCUUAGCAGCUCGCUACUGCUUGCUUGCCCUGCUCCAUUAGCCGAUCAAAUUUGAGCUUCACGGUUUCGAUAGGAAGGGAAUGUUGAGCUCAUAGAUAUCAUGGGUUCCUUUACUAUUUCCGUUGCUCCAGAUCUCUAUGAAUAAAAAAGAUCUAUAGGUUUCUCUAGAACCUGUGAUCCAAAUAUGAGAGAUUGGGGUGGGAGUAGCUUGUGCGUGCCACAUUUUGGUGUUGGAUUUACUUCUAGAAGUGGGAAAGGGGCGUAUCAAUACACUAUAAGAUGCCAGGGCUCUUGUUCUAUUCAAACAUUGAAGCAAUUUGCAAAGAAAUUUAGUUUUAGAGUAGCUUUUCUUCCAAGUACUUGCUUGAACUGGUGUAAUUUGAAUCCUGGAAACAACAGAUCAGAUAAAAUUUUAAUUCAUGCCCUGGAAGGGGAUGAUAUUUUCAACUUGAAGUCUGAAUCAGAAGAUGAGUCCCAAGCAAAUUUAGAAGAUAAUGCGGCUUUAGUGAAUUGGGGUUCUUCUCCAAACAGCCCAGUUUCUGUAUUAGCGGAGUUACGCACAUGGCGCGAGAAGAGUACUGCAGGUAAGAAGAGCAAGAGAAAAAUAUGGAACCGGGUUCAUCUGAUGAAUAAAGUAGCACAGAUAAAGAUUUCCAAGCAGUUUUCUGUUAACAAAGUGAGAUCAUCUAAGUAUAUUAGAAAUAAUGGUGGAUUUGAGUCUGUUCUGUCUACAAUAACACCCCAGAGCAGCACAAAACAAUGCAAUUUGAUUCUUAAACUUCUUGAGAGGAGGAAUGAAGAGAAGGCAAUUCACUUUUUUGAAUGGAUGAAGAGCAACGGAAAGUUAAAUAAUGCUUCUGCAUAUAAGUUGGCUUUACGAGUUUUGGCAAGAAGGGAGGACUGGGUUGGAGCUAACUUAUUGCUUCAAGAAAUGGCUAUGACUUCUGAUUUUGAGUUGGAUUCUGAAACAUUCAAUCAGUUAAUUUAUACGUGUGCUAAAAGACAGAUAGAUGCAUGGGGCGCAAGGUGGUUUCGUCUUAUGUUACAAAGUGGAGUUCAACCUACCGUUUCUACCAUUGGCAUGCUCAUGAAUCUUUACCAGAAGACCACAAAUCUUUCAGAAGCUGAAUUUACAUUUAGCUACAUGAGGAGCUGCAACCUUCAGUGUGUCAGUGCUUAUUCUUCAAUGGUAACAAUCUAUACUCAUUUGGGUAUGCAUGAGAAGUCAGAGGAGAUCAUCUAUCAAAUGGACGAAGAUGGAGUCUCUCCUAACUUUGAGAAUUGGCUGGUUCGUCUCAACGCUUAUUGCCAGAAAGGGAAGCUCAAUGAGGCUGAAUCAGUGUUGAAUUCAAUGAAAGUAGCAGGAUUUACACCAAAUAUUGUAGCAUAUAACACUCUGAUAACUGGUUAUGGAAGAGUAUCUAAUACAAAGGCUGCAGAAAAAACUUUCCAGUGUCUUAAAGGUGCUGGUUUGGAGCCAGAUGAGACAACCUAUAGAUCCAUGAUUGAAGGAUUUGGUCGAAAUAAUGAUUAUAAAAGGGCACUUUGGUACUAUGAGCAGCUGAAGGGUACUGGAUUUCAGCCAAAUUCUUCAAACUUCCAUACAAUGGUCAAUAUUCAAGCGAGGCAUAAUGAUGAAAAAGGCAUAAUUCAAACUGUCAAAGACAUGAAACUUGCGGGCUGCCAGUAUUCUUCAAUUCUCAGUAGCCUUGUACAGGCAUACAAAAGAGCUGGGAGGAUAGAAAGCAUUCCUUCUAUCCUACAAAACUCAUUCUAUGAAGAAAUUUUGUUUGACCCAACAGCAUGUUCUAUUCUUGUGGUGGCAUAUGUGCAGAAAUCUCUUCUGGUAGAGGCAUUACAAGUUUUGAAUGAUAAGAAGUGGGAGGAUUAUAAAUUUGAAGAAAAUCUCUAUCAUUUACUAAUAUGCUCCUUCAAGGAAGAGAACCAAUAUGAAAAUGCCCACAAAACUUUCCAUCAAAUGCCGAAAUUGGAAAAACACCCUAAUCUCCAAAUCACGUGCACUAUGAUCGGCAUCUAUUGCGCCAUGAACAAAUUUUCGGAGGCCGAGAAUCUCUAUUUAGUAUUGAAAGCUUCUGAAAUCAGCUUCGAUUUGAUCGCUUACAGCGUGGUCGUGCGAAUGUACAUGAAAUCUGGUUCCUUGAGAGAAGCCUGCUUGGUUUUGGAUGCAAUGGAGAAGCAGAGCGAUAUAGUUCCUGAUACAUUCCUUUUCCGCGACAUGCUACGAAUAUACCAGCAGUGUGACAUGCAUGAAAAGUUGGCAAAUACCUACUAUUGGAUACUGAGGAGCAGAGUGAGUUGGGAUGAGGCAAUGUACAAUUGUGUACUAAACUGUUGCGGUCGUGCGCUCCCCAUAGAUGAAGUAUCAAGGCUUUUUGAUGAGAUGAUUCAAUCUGGUUAUACUUGCAAUACAAUCACCUUCAAUGCGGUGCUCAAUAUCUACGGAAAAGCUGGUCUUCUUAAGAAGGUGAAGAAGAUUUUCUUGAUGGCUCGAAAGCGAGGCGUGGCUGAUGUUAUUACAUAUAACACGAUUAUUGCAGUGUAUGGGCGGAGCAAGGUUUUCAAGAAGAUGGAAUCCGUUGUCCGUGGAAUGGAGAAUUCGGGUUUUCCGGUUUCGCUCGAGGCAUAUAACUGCAUGUUGGAUGCUUAUGGAAAGGAAGAUUUGAUAGAGGAGUUUAAGGAUGUUCAAAGGAAAAUGGAGAGAGCAAGCUGUUCUUCUGACCACUAUACUUAUAAUAUAAUGAUGAAUAUUUAUGGGAAGAAAGGUUGGAUUGAGGACGUUUCGCAGGUGCUGGAGGAACUGAAAAGGCGAGGUUUGGAACCGGAUUUGUAUAGCUAUAAUACCUUGAUUAAGGCAUAUGGGGUGGCAGGGAUGGUUGAGGAGGCAGUGAAUGUCGUACAGGAAAUGAGAGCUAAAGGGGUUGAACCUGAUAGAGUUACCUAUACAAACAUUAUAGUUGCUCUUCAGAGGAAUGAAAAUUUUUUGGAGGCUAUUAAAUGGUCACUUUGGAUGAAGCAGAUGGGAAUGUAAAGCUGAAAUGUGAUUUGUAUUUUUUUUUUUUUUAAAUUUGUGCUCUGUUGAGGGUGCUAGCUAUUUCUUAAGAGGAUUUUGAUUUUUCUUAUUAUCCUAUUUGUUGUAAUAAUUCGUAAAUGGCUUGCUCACGAGUUUCUAUGGAUGUAUAGAAAAAAGGCAAAUGAGAUGGAAAGGUUUUAAA
Messenger RNA from Phalaenopsis equestris, 3315 nucleotides. RefSeq names its product pentatricopeptide repeat-containing protein At4g30825, chloroplastic. The record is from RefSeq and is a predicted model, not a curated record. The transcript is spliced from 2 exons. Bases 267 to 3131 code for a protein of 954 amino acids. Gene Ontology annotation, molecular function: protein binding. NCBI's taxonomy places the organism in Eukaryota, Viridiplantae, Streptophyta, Magnoliopsida, Asparagales, Orchidaceae.